This is a messenger RNA of Nezara viridula (southern green stink bug), 2461 nucleotides long. The record is from the annotation of a GenBank genome assembly. Lineage: Eukaryota; Metazoa; Arthropoda; Insecta; Hemiptera; Pentatomidae.
AUGAAUCCACUAUUGGCCUGGUUGAUUUGCGGCGCGGGUGCCCUGGAGGUGGGGGUGCCGGAAAGGUUCCUGCCACCGAGGAACUACAACCCUCACCCUUACACGGACCCCAGAGCGGCCAUCGUGCAGCUGCGGGCCAUCGAAGACCUCCCAGAACACCCGUACGCUCUCUUCAGGAGGCCGCCAUCGAGGAGGGACGAGGACACCGCCCCCAUCCAGUUCCCCAAGGUGCCAGAGGCAGCCACUCCACAGCCGCCUCCCAGGCUCAAACCUGCCAAUGUGAAGCACCCCCUCAACGUGAACAGGGGAAGGCAGUUCCCUCCUCUACUCAGUCUGGAACAGAAACAAAAGAAGAAAUAUGCCUUCUCUUAUGCUGUAAGAGAUAGAAGUUCAGGCGACGAUUUCUCUCAUAGCCAGGCGAGAAGCGGCGCUCAAACGAAAGGAGAGUACAGGGUGAAACUGCCGGACGGAAGGACACAGAUCGUGAGUUACACCGCCGAUCAUCAGGGCUAUAGGGCCGAUGUCAGGUAUGACGAAGAAAACUUCGUAGAACCUCCAUCCACUCCUGUCUUCAAACAGUCCUUGUACAAACCUAUCUACAAGCCCGCUCAAACUAUCAGGCCAGCUUACAAGGCGGUCUACCUCGACUACGAUGACUUGUUCCCUAAACCGCAGAGGGAAUACACCCCGAUCCACGAGGAGGACUACGGAGAUGUGGAUGCCAACACCGUCUCAACCACGCCGAGGUACUCCAACGAGGCUAAGGCGUUCACAGCAACAGCAACGGCAAAGUACAUCCCCAGCGGCACCCCGAGGUACGUCGAGACGUUCGUGGCCAACGCGGUAGGGAGCACGCCUUCUUCGAUAAACACUCAGCAAUUCUACAUCACCACACCUUCUCCUUCCAAGUACUUCGUAGAUGCGGAUGGGCAGCUCUUCAGGCAGUAGGAACCUAGAUACCUCUCUAUCAUAUAACUUAAUAACUAUGGCUCGUAAUGCUAUAUGAUUCCAGUUACCAAUUAUUGGUCUAGUCUGACAACUAGCCAUAAUAAGGACAAGUUUGCUUCUGGAUUUUUUUUUCCAAACAGAUCAGAAAAAUUUAGAAACCCCACAAGCAAACGUCUAAAAAACAAUUCUUCGAAGAAAAUGUCAUAACAUAGUAAAAUGUUUAAAAUGAAAUAUUAUUAUGAAAAUAAUUCUGUAUAAUGUUCAAAUAGUAAGAUGCGUUUUUUUUUUCGUAAUUAUUUCAGGGUAAUAAUUAAUAAUAGAACGUAAGAUAUUCGUUCAAGCAAGAAUAAUUCAUUACAUGAAUGGUCACAAAACCGGAGAUCAUUAAGUAAAACACAAAAACUAAAAGGAUAAACCUAAAAUUCAUGUAAAUACUAGUAUAGCUGCAAUUAUGUUUAUUCUUCAUUUAAUUUAUAUGAAACAAGUAAUUCUAUCGGUCAUAUGGCGUAUUAGUAAUAAUUUUUCUUCUAUUCCUUAUUUUUAUAUUAUUGGAAUUCCGUAAUCCAUCAGAGAAUAUAGCCUUAAAAGAAUAAAAAUAGACAGUAACAAGUAAAGAAAAAGAUACGGAAUCUAACCUCAUACUGCACUUUCGUCAAUAUAAAAGUAACCCUACCAAAAUCAUAUUAAAAAAUAGCUUAUAUUUUCAUAUUUCGAUCUGCCCUGGUACAGAUUAUUUUAACUUAAAAAAAUGUUAACAGUGUUCUAUAUCCUCAAGUUACGGAUAAAGCUGAGCUAAAUAAAAGCCAUGAUAUACAUAAAAUAAAUCUUAAAAUAUUUAAAAAAAAAACUUAUUUAGUUACCUGAGUAUGGUAUAAUACUUUUCAAACGUUCCCUUGAAAAUAUAUAUUCAUAGAUUAGAUUAAUUUCGUUAAUGGUGUAGAUAAUAAUCGCGAGCUACCUGAGAAAAUAUUUAAAACGUCGUAUUCCUUAAAAAAAUAAAAUUUAUUAUUUUUUUCGGCGCUUUUCACCAACAAUUGUAUUAAUUUAUUCAUGUUUCAAUGAAUUUAAUAUGAUAAAAAAAACAUCAAUUUUUUUAUGUUAAAUAUAAUUUUCACUAAUAACUAAAUUAUGUUGUAAUAGAAUAGAUUUCGCUACCACGAUCCAAUUUGUAAGUCUGGUUUUUCAACUAUUCACUAUUGUAGAUAACCUUAUAUUUAUAUUUUUUUAAUGUAUAUUUAUAUCAUGUUAUAUGUUUUACCUAGUGUCAAAAUAUUGUGAUAUAAUAAGAACACUCUUUACAUAUUGAAAUAAUUAUCCUAAUAGCUUAAGUUAUUUGUAUCGAAAUUAUAAUACUAAUUAAAAAUAAUAAUGGGGUACAACAAAAAAGUUGUAUUGAUACUUAAUGCUCAUGUUUUUAUAUUACUUUUAUUCUUUUCUUUUUUUUUAAUAGCAUUUUCGAUACAAAUAAUUAAGAAAUAAAAAAUAUUAUUUGAAUAUGUAGGUAACACAUUGC